AUGGACAUUGAGCAGUUCUUUAAGAAUUGUCGCAACGUAUUGGAUGCCCAUCAUGAUCGUCGUGAACGUAUUAUCAAACUGUCAAGAGAUAUCACGGCUCAGAGCAAAAAGAUGAUCUUUGCUUUACACAGAGCUAUUCAACGUGGUACCGAUUACAAGGAGGCAAAGUCAAAGCAGGAUGAGAUCAUGGGCUUAUUUCGACAACUUGCACCUGAAGUGGAGGGUCCCAAUUAUGAGAGAUAUGCCAGGAGCUUCGCUGGUGCGUUUGAGGAAUUUAUCGAAGGCAUUGCAUUCUUCCAUUAUCUUGAAAAGGGCACGUUGAUCACUAAAGAGGAAGUGGAUAACUAUUUCAAGGAUGAGGAAGGAAAGCAGUGGAUCGAAGUACGAGCCCAAGAUUAUGUGUUGGGCUUGGCUGAUUUCACUGGCGAGUUGAUGCGUUACGCUAUAUCAGCUGUUACAUCUGGGAAUUACAAGCAUGCCAUGGAUAUCUGCACGCUGUUACGGAAUAUUAGCACAGAUUGCGAGAUGCUUGCCGGAUCAUCAUUACCGAUAUUGAACAAAAAGAUGGGAGCAAUGCGAGCAAGCGUUGGAAAGGUUGAACGAGGCAAGUAUAUAGCAACAUCCAUUACACUAUAUCUUUUGACCUUACACGACAUGAUGACAGCUUGCUAUGCAUUUCAAAUCCGAGGAAGCGAGUAUCCCAAGGAGAUGUAUCAGAGCAUUAUCCGCGAUCAGCAAGCACGGUUUGAAGAAGGACGAAAAGGAGACGAUGAUGCUUGA
Molecule: messenger RNA, 780 nt
Organism: Lichtheimia ornata
Lineage: Eukaryota; Fungi; Mucoromycota; Mucoromycetes; Mucorales; Lichtheimiaceae
Exons: 9
Coding region: 1-780 (259 amino acids)
Cellular component (GO): cytoplasm; nucleus
Molecular function (GO): sequence-specific DNA binding; RNA endonuclease activity; RNA binding
Source: RefSeq, a predicted model, not a curated record